AACUCGUGAAACUCCUAUCUCUUAUCUUCCUUUUUUACCCCCUUCCUCGCAUCAUAUUUUAUGCACUGCAGAUACCUGCAAACAUUCUUUCGAUGUGUGCACUGUGCUGGCCAUAAUCUUGCAGUUAGUAUGGUAACAAGCUUGCAUGUAAACAAACUCUACCCCUUUUCUGAUUUUUAAAAUAAAAACAAACUAAUUUUGAGUGAUAGUGUUCUGUUGAUGGGGUAAUUUGGGCUUAGGCGUCUCGUGUUCACUUUAUUGUCUUCGAAUUUUGAGUAUACAAAUAUAGUAAUCGAUUUGGUACAGAUGGGCAAUCCGACCAAACUUCGUUCACUGGCGGCGAAAUCUUCGUGUAUACAGUUGGUUUUCGAAUGGGCCAGCUGUGAAAUGACAGUCACCAAAAUUUGGGUAUGCCCGAAUGUCAGCUACCGGACAUGCCCAGCUCACGAUCGGUUCAUUUGGCAACUGGGGGAAAUGGAAAUACCGGAAAGAUCAGUGAUCUCGAAAUUGGUUCUCAACAAAAUCGAAUACCACAUGGCGUCAAUUUUGAACCACGUUAUCCAAUGGAUCUGUUACCAUCAUCGUAAAAAUUUCUUCCACGAUGAACCGGCAUCUCCGUUGAAAGAAUACCUGCUUAAAUUGAUUUGGAAACCGGAUAGAUCGAUCGACUACGAAGCUACCGCGAAAAACGUGUUAGCUGGCUCGAAUUUCAACCCGAUGGAAAAGUAUAGAUUCGCUUGCACGUAUUGUUUCGAGGAGGAUUUGCGGAAUUUGAGAGAUAUGGCACCAGUCACGAUGGAUUGUGAUUUCGAAAAAGAACCUUUGCUGGUUUAUUGGAGUAAAUAUUUGUCCAAUCAGUUGCAUACGAUAACGUUACCGGCGAACGCUUCAAUCGACGAAAUAAUGUUUACAAAAGCUCUUAAGGAAUACGAUAUUUGGCAGCCCAUUAAGCACUUUUUUGGAAAAUUGAACUCCGGCGCUAAAUUAUUGCAGUGUAAGAACGUUUUCGAGCACGAACAAGGGAAAUAUCAAAAAGAAGUACUGGCUCUACUGAACGAAUGCGAAAAAAUUUCUCUGUACCAGGAUAAUAUGAGACAAAUCCUUGAAAAUUACGGUCUGAGGGACAAUUUCGAAGGUAUUCGACAGAUUUGCACCGAGUUGAAGGGCAAGUUGAGUUUGAAGGAUUUCGCUGUAAUUAUCGAAGAAUUAGCGCGUCUGUCGGUGGCUACUGUUGACAGUUUCAAUGCACUGACACCGUUACUAAUGGAAAUUUGGAAUGAUGCCCGCGACGAGGAUAAACGCCACGUAGCCUCAACUGGCUUUCAAUCGCGUAUCGUCGAUACAUGGCAAGACUUGAUCUGGGAAGAAGACGAUAUGGAUUACCAUUUUGCCAAUAGACACCGAAUGCGCAAUCCUUUGGUGUUUAUUCGUGCCUUGGCUGAAGCAUACAAACCGCUAGAUUUCCUGGAGGAGUCUAUUUAUUACCUGAUAACCUGGCAACCGGUCGCUUCUAUAGUCGAACUAAUCGACGAAUUUCAAUUCAGUGCCGAAGAUGUCGAGAAAUUAAAGAAGAAUAUUCGUCAAGAGAUUGUAACGGAGUACCUACACUUGUUUGUAUGAUUUGGUGCAGCAUGGCGAGUUUAAUGAAUUUAACCGUUUUGUCUCGUUUUGCUUCCCGGAUAACACGAGCAGAAUCGAUUAUCGGGGAAGAUUUUUACUGGAUGAUGGGUCGAUGAAAAACCUUAGUUAUGCGUUAGCGUACGUCGAUUGGAAAUUAGUUAAAGAAUUCAUCAACGAAGCGGAAUUAGUGUCUAAAAUCUCGUAUUAUUAUACUAUUCCACUGAUGCAACACGUUUUAGAGAAACAUAUAGACAUUCUGGUGAAAAUGAUGCAUCGAGAAGAAGCGAACAGCGUCGUGGAAUGUAUUCUUACUUUUGUGCUCUUCAACGACGAGUUAUCUCGAGCAAAGAAAACUUGCAUGGACUCACUUUUCAAGUACCUUGAUGAUGGUCAUUGGGUCAAUAAUGAGAAGGCUCGUCAUCUGUUCGAAGAAUUAUUGAUUUGGUGCUGCGAAACUGACACAGGUGUGGCUCAGUUCAAAGAUAAAAUGAACGUUUCAAAAAUUUUCAUCGCUCUAUUAGAACGCUGCAAAUACUCCUACGGGUUCAAAGCGAGUGAUUCUAUUGAAGAAUUCUUACAUUGGUAUUACCCGAUCGAAAGUGAUAGGAAAAAAUUUAAAUCGAAAAUUAUCUACUCGUGGGAUGAUUUCGAUAUCAUCAUGGAAUUAUUGAACAAAAGAAAGUAUCGUCGAGGUGCAUUGAAGUGGUUUUUUAACAACGAUGCCGAUGAAAUAACGAAAUUUACGUCAUUUUUUACCUGAUGCGGGUCGAGUUUUGCCGAAACGAUUUUCGAUGAUUGAUUUUGCGUACCACGUUUAUAUUUUAUUAUUGUAAUGUGUAGUUUAUUUUUUAAAUAUUUAUUUUUACCUAAUCCGGUUACCUAUCUUAAUAAAUUUUGUGAUGUGUUUGCAAGAA
Molecule: messenger RNA, 2534 nt
Organism: Planococcus citri (citrus mealybug)
Lineage: Eukaryota; Metazoa; Arthropoda; Insecta; Hemiptera; Pseudococcidae
Exons: 2
Coding region: 307-1620 (437 amino acids)
Source: RefSeq, a predicted model, not a curated record